Symbiodinium sp. CCMP2592 is the source of this 936-nucleotide messenger RNA. The record is from the annotation of a GenBank genome assembly. NCBI's taxonomy places the organism in Eukaryota, Dinophyceae, Suessiales, Symbiodiniaceae.
AUGACAGAAGUCGGCUUUCAGGUGAACUUUGCAGUCCGAAAGUCGGACAAACAAGAGGUCGUGGUGAAAGUGCGCUUCAAGCCCAGCUGCUUCAGGAGCAGACAGGACGAGAAGAAGUGGCGGCAGAACACCGAGUUCUUGCUAAACUUGCCAGAGAACCUCGGCGUAGCAAAGAUUUACGAGGUCAUGGAGGACCCCACGGCCUUUUACAUAGUCAUGGAGAAGGUGAGGGCCUCAGUCGGAUCUCUGCAGAUGUGUCCCACAGACAGCUUCUUUGCCGAGCGUGCCAGAGCCGCAGAGCAGCAGAUCUGCCAGAGGGAGUGGCAGAGGCAGCUGGAGCAUAGCUCUGUCGCCAGGCCUGCGGCUCGGACUGAGCGCAUGCAGGAGAAGAAGUCCUACCUUCAACUUGCAGCAGCUGGCUGCUUACACCUUCUGGCUGGCCCUGCCAACCAGAGCACAGCACUGGGCGUGACUUGCUGGGUGACACAACACUUGGCGGCCAUUUUCCUGAUCGCAGCUGCCCUGGACCGGCUCACAGCAAAGCUCCCUCCCAGUAUUGUGCAGGAUGUCAUUGAAGGUCGACAGGAGAGAAUUUGGGCAAGAGCUGCCUAUGACCUCGCCGGCCAACCUGAGCCUUCAGCGCUGUCAGCCCACCUGCAGAUGAUGUCGAUCUGCAGGGAUGACCGCGGCUCCAAAGCGCAGGCGACACCGAGAACACACUCAGGUUCACUGGGGCUCGUGAUGCUUCCUGAGCGGCACGGCACAUCUGUGCAUUGCUGGUGCUGCCACGAGGAAUUUCAGGAGGGCCGCAUUGUGGCGGUGCUGCCUUGCAGCCAUACCUUCUGUGAGGACUGCAUCGUGAUGUGGUCAAUGUCAGGACACGCGAUGUCAGCCACUUGCCCGCUUUGCCGGGCAAAUUUCGCGAACCACGAGUAG